AUGACGCUACUGCUCGUUUCGUCGUUCGAAACCUCCUGCCUUGUUGUAGGUGCUUCUCGUGGCACUCCUCGCACUCCCUUCUUUGAGGGGUGUUCCCCCUCCCCCCUUGCUCGCUCUAUCGCUUCUGCUGCUGCUGUUGACUUCCUUGGUGCUGAGGAGGUCGGGGCUGCGUCUGCUCCUAGUGGGAGGCGCCGCAGCGGCAAGGGCAAGGGAGGCAAGGGUGGUGGGGGUAGCGGCGGUGGAGGCGGUGGUGGAGGCAGUGGAGGUGGUGGAGGUAGUGGUAGUGGUGGUGAUGGGAGUGGCAGUGGGGGUGGCGUCGUCGGUGGCGGCGGUGGUGGUGGCGGUGGGAGUGCUGGCGGCGGUCAUCACAAAAACCCUAUGCCAAUGUUUGACGAAUUUUGA
Closterium sp. Yama58-4 is the source of this 402-nucleotide messenger RNA. The record is from the annotation of a GenBank genome assembly. Lineage: Eukaryota; Viridiplantae; Streptophyta; Zygnematophyceae; Desmidiales; Closteriaceae.